CGUCUGCCGAAGAGCGCUGGGGCUCAGUCGCUGCCACUGGUAGCUCCCGAGGCGCUCAGCGCAGCUGGAGGCGGGAGCUGGACGCUUUGGUCGGGCCCACCAGGCGGAACGGUCAGUGCGCGCUCGUAAUCUACAGACACUGUGCGACGUGGACGCGGCUAGGAUUUUCAGUUCCACGUCACUAGAGGCAUGCUUCGCAUUCUUUCAACGCUCUUAUUGUUACCAUUAGCACAACAAGUUCUCACUCCGCUAUCCGGCUUCAAGGAGUGUGCGACCAAUUAUUGUUUGGAGAAAUGAGAUGCACGGAAGCAUGUACAACUACAUAACGCCAUUACAUCUUUAGUGGAUAGCUGGUAAGAGAAAAUCAGUUAUAAAUGACGCUAAAGGUGAGCAGUCGUGGUAUAUAUUUCGUACGGACACGUAGGAAAAGCACUGUGUAGUGAGACGGGUGUGGAGUUCCCAGGGGGUGCGCGGAUAGCUUACUGGCCGCCAUGGCGUCCCUGGCCUGGCCGGUGUUUGACGUCAGCUUGGUGACCGCCGCGCUGUCGGCCCUCGCCUUGACGCUGCUCGUGGUCGGCGCCCACGUGGCCCACAACUACUGGCGCCGCAUGGGCGUCGUGCAGGCGAGGUCGCUGCUCUUCCUUGGCCACGCCGGGGACCUGCUGCUGGGCGCGAGGAACUUGUGUGACGUCAUGGAUGACGUGUACCACCAGCUGCAAGGACACCCGUACGGCGGCUUCUACAUGUUGGACAGACCGUGUCUCAUGCUGCGAGACCCCGAUAUCAUCUGGAAAAUGAAACAGGACUCCGAACACUACUCCCGAAGGGCCAGGAAGGUGCAGAUGAAGGGCAUCCGCGUGGACCCCAUCUCGAAGCACCUGUUCGACGUCGAUGACGACCGGUGGCGCGAGGUGAUGGAGCUGUAUGUGAAGGGCUUCUCGCCGGCCAGGACGGAGCGCCUGUCCUGCUGGCUGGAGCAGUGCGGCCGCGGCGUGCAGCGCGCCCUCUCCAGGAGGAUCCAGGGCGUCGGCUGGAGGGACGUCGACCUGCUGGCCGUCUGCUCGCGGUUCGCCACCGACUCCAUCGGCUGCUGCGCCUUCGGCAUCGAGUGUGGCGCCAUCGACGAUCCGCGGUCGACGUACCUCCAGUUGGCCCUCAAGGCAAUGUAUCCGUCUCGACGAAAAAAUUUCGUAGAGUUCCUGUCGAUGUGGCAUCCAGAAAUCGCCUGGAUUUUCUUCUUCGACUUCUUCACGCGCGACACCUACGACUUCUUCAAGGGAGUCGCCCUAGGAAUUCUGCAGUACAGGCAGGAGAACCACCUCUGCCGAGAUGACGUGAUGCACGAGUUCUUGCAAGCGAGACUGCACGGCCUCGCGUCUGAGGAGAACACACCCACAAAGUUCUCAGACGACUCCCUGGUGGCGUACGUGUUCGCCACGUUUGGUUUCGGACUCGGAAUCGUCGCACGUGCGCUGAGCUUCUGCCUGUACGAGCUGUCGCUGCACACUGAAGUGCAAACCCGAGCCAGGCAACAGGUGGAUGCCGUCCUCAAAGCGCACGGCGGACAGCUGAGCUACGAGGCGAUCCACGAGAUGACCUACCUCGACAUGGUCCUUAGCGAGACGCUGCGGCUAUACCCGGUGGUGGGUGGUGCAUUCGUGGAGGAGUGCACGCAGACACACCGCCUCAGCGGCCCUGGAGGCUCCAGCAUCGUGGUGGAGGCGGGCACCCGCGUCGUGGCGCCGCUCUUCUCGCUCCUGAGGGACCCUCGACACUUCCCGGAGCCUCUGCAGUUCAUCCCCGAGCGCUUCAGUCCAGAGAACAGAGCGGGACGACACCCGGGCGUCUACAUCCCGUACGGGGAAGGUCAGCGGCGUUGUGUUGCUGAAGAUUUCUCGAAGACUACCAUGAAGUUUGGGCUGGCAUCGCUGCUCGAACAAUUCGAACUAAGCCCGUGUUCCCGCACGCCGAAUCGGCCCGCCAAGCUGCACCCACAGAUUCACCUGCUGACACCCAGAGAAACACUUUGGGUGCGUGUCUCACAGCGUGCCUGGCUCUCCUGCGACUGACCUGCCAGGCUCCAAGAAAAAAUUUGGUUUCGCAACACUUCUUGCACAGAUCGAACUGAAUAGGUGUCUCCAAACACCUGAGUGACCCACCAAGCUACUGCGACGUCCCACCUGCUGAUGCCCAAAGAGAAACAUACUCAGUGCAUGUCUCACAGCGUGCCUGGCUUUGCUAUGACUGAUAUGUCAGGCUCCAAGAAGAACUUUGGGUUGCUGUCACUGCUCAUUUAGUUCGAACUGAGUGGGACUCACCACACACCAGACUCGCCUGCCUAAACUGCACCCACUCUGCCGGCGGCUGUGGCCAAGCGGUUCUAGGCGCUUCAGUCUGGAACCGCGCGACUGCUACGGUCGCAGGUUCGAAUCCUGCCUCGGGCAUGGAUGUGUGUGAUGUCCUUAGGUUAGUUAGAUUUAAGUAGUUCUAAGUUCUGGGGGACUGAUAACGCUCAGAUGUUAAGUCCCAUAGUACUCAGAGGCAUUUGAACCCUUUUCUUGCACCCACUAUCGGUAGCUGAAGCUCACAGAGACACGUUGGGUGCGUGUCUCACAGUGUUCAUGGCUAUUCCUUGACUGGCAUUCGAAGCAUCUACUUUUGAUUCGGUUUUACACGCUAUGCUGUGAGGUUAUACGCAUUCCUGCUCCGUGAAACAUCAGCAGCAUACCGUAUGAUCCAGUUCUCUUCUGAGUGUUUGAGGCAGUUAAGUAAAUGCCUGUCUUAAUAAAUUGGCACCAUGUAUGUUAAGCACAAAUUAUUUAUUUUCUUACAUAUUCCCUUCUUGAAGAAAUAAAUUUUUCACCAAG
Messenger RNA from Schistocerca gregaria, 2867 nucleotides. Its product is annotated as probable cytochrome P450 6a13. Bases 492 to 2069 code for a protein of 525 amino acids. NCBI's taxonomy places the organism in Eukaryota, Metazoa, Arthropoda, Insecta, Orthoptera, Acrididae. Gene Ontology annotation, molecular function: iron ion binding; oxidoreductase activity, acting on paired donors, with incorporation or reduction of molecular oxygen; monooxygenase activity. The transcript has 6 exons. The record is from RefSeq and is a predicted model, not a curated record.